Archocentrus centrarchus (flier cichlid) is the source of this 4124-nucleotide messenger RNA. Its product is annotated as NACHT, LRR and PYD domains-containing protein 12-like. Lineage: Eukaryota; Metazoa; Chordata; Actinopteri; Cichliformes; Cichlidae. The record is from RefSeq and is a predicted model, not a curated record. The transcript is spliced from 10 exons. Gene Ontology annotation, molecular function: protein binding. Bases 307 to 3168 code for a protein of 953 amino acids.
GCUGCCGCUAGCUUCAUGCCAGGAGUCAAAAUGGCGGAUGCGUGGCCGUAGCACGAAGCUGUGACGUCCCUGAGACCCACAGAGUGGUAUUUUGAGUAAAAGCGCUGGAUUAGCUGCGACGCUCCUCGGCGGUGACGCGCACGCCCACGUGACGGCCGGCUGACCGACGCACUGAACGCGGCUCCGCACGAAGUGAAAGUGUUUAGCUGCUGUUGCCUCCUGCACACAAUGCUCCCGUGAAUACUCCCGUCUCUUCUUCGCGGCAAAGGAAGGUGCUGUGUGUUCCUCGGAACAUCUGCCAUCGUUAUGGAUCUCCAGACCUGCCUCAAAACUGCACUGAGGAGUAAAUAUGAGAGCCUGAAUGAGGCUUAUUCUGAAAACUCAAUACUUCCUUCAAGGCUCUGCUACAGGGAGCUCAACCACAACUACGCAGUCGAUGAUUUGCACCAGCAUGAGUUCAGAAGCCCGGAUAACCCUUUUCUAGACACCCCACUCAAAGACGUUUUAUCGUGCGCACGUAAACAUGACAGCAGAGGAAGAGUACUCAUCACUUUAGGAGUGAGCGGGAUUGGAAAAACCACAAUGGUGCAGAGCUGUGCUCUUGAGUGGGCUAAAGAGAAGGGGUACCACGACAUCAGCUUCCUGUUUCCGCUCACUUUCUGGGAGUUAAAUCUGCUUAAAUACAGACUGAGCCUGACUGAGCUUCUCCAGGUGUUUUACCCUGAACUGAAGGAGUUCGAUGCUUCUGUCUUAAAUGAAGGUGAUGUUUGGUUCAUUCUUGAUGGACUGGAUGACUUUAAAAUCCACCUCGACUUUGGCUGCCCAGCUGUGAGUGACGUUUCUGAAGCAUCAACCAUUGACGGCCUCAUCACCAAUCUGAUCAGGGGAAAUUUACUUCCCAAAGCUCGUAUAUGGCUAACGUCUCCAAAUUCAGCUGCAACACGAGUACCUGCCUGUUAUUUUCUGAAUGAGACGGAGCUGCUGGGGUUCAGCGAUGAACAGAAGGAGCAGUGCUUCAGGAGGAUCAUCGGUGAUGAUGAUCUUGCCAUUAAAGCCAUCAAUCACGUGAAAAUAUCGAGGAGCCUGGACUUCCUGUGCCGGAUACCUCCAGUGUGCACCAUCAUGGCAGGUGUUUUGAAGGAUCAUCUAAAGGGAAAAAAGGGGUUUAAAAUAUAUCCCUUGAGUCUAACCCAGAUCUACUCUCAGUAUUUUGAUGCUCUGGAUGCUACAAAGCUGGCUAUUGUUAACAAGCUGAAAGAAUUGGCGCUGUUUCUGGUGGGAGCGGUGAACGUCAUGUAUGAAGGAGACCUUUCAGCAAGCAACAUCGGCCUCAAGGAAGCUUCCGAUUUUGCAGAAACAUUCCCACUUGUUUUGAGAGAGGAGAUGGGGCUGUAUGGCACCGCUGUGUUUCGCUUUGGUCACCUGAGCGUUCAGGAGUUCCUCGCCGCUUCUCGUAAACUGGACAUCAUUAAAGCUUCGGGAAGUAGUUUAAGCUCCAGUAUUCAGCAUCAAGUGGACAAGGUGGAGAAUGGUGAGGAAAACUCUGAGCUCCUACUGCGUUUCACAUUUGGCCUCAUUAAGGAGCGCCGGCUCUUGUCGUCCAAUGAUUUGCUCUUUGUCUACAUCAAGAAGAAGAUUAUAGAGACCAUUUCGUCCUCCACCUCCGUCAUUCUGUUUGACUGCCUGUGGGAGUACGACAGUCGAGCGUUACUGGAUGAGGUCAAGUCCUUUCAGAAGAAUGGCCUCUCCCUGAUCCCCGGGUUCACAUCAGUGCACUGGAAAGAAAUAAUAAAGAGGACCAGAGCUUUUGAAGGGAUUCAGGAGACUUUUAAGAUGAAGGUGUCAGUAAGCUGUGAUGAGAAACUCAUCAGGAACCUUCCAGCUGUGUUGAAAUCAAGGAAAGCCAUGCUGAAAUUCUCCAACCUGACUGACAAGAGCUGUCCGGCUUUGGCGGCGGUCCUGAGCACAAGGGAGUCAUACCUGAGGAAGCUGGAUCUGGGAUACAACAGCUUCAGCGACGGCGGAGUCCGGGAACUUGCAGAGGGCCUGAACAGUGAGGACUGCAGGCUGAAAAUCCUCAGGCUGCAAGGGUGUGGACUGACCUCAGAGGCCUGUAAAUAUCUGAUCCAAUCCCUGAUACAAAACCAGAGACUGGAGGAGCUGGAUCUCAGCUGCAAUGAAAUCGGAGAUGAGGGACUGAAGUUUCUGUCAAUGGGUUUGGGAACAUCUCAUUGCCAGUUGGAGACACUGAAACUGUCACAGUGUAACAUCACGCAGUCUGGCUGCUAUCAUCUGGCCUCAGCUCUGCGGAGGAACCCUGCUUAUCUCAGCGUGUUGGAUCUGAGCAUCAACGUGAUUGGAGACGAGGGAGCCAAUGAGAUCUUUAGCAAUUUUGACAUAUCGCAGCUCACAAAGCUGGAGUUGUACCACUGCGGCCUCACAGUGCUGAGCUGUGCGCAUAUCGGAGAGGCUCUGAAGUCUGAAACGAGCAAUCUGGUGGAACUCAAUUUGAGCAACAACAGCUUGAAAGAUGCUGGGUUUGAAUUCAUCUGCGAAGGCAUGUAUGCAUGGUCUAGUCUGGAAAAACUCAAUGUUUCACGAUGUGGAAUCACAGGUACAGGUUGUAAAUACCUGGCAUCAGUCCUCUGCUCGGUCUCGCAGCUCUACAACAACUGGAUGCAGAAUUCGUGGGAGGCGGUGGAGCUGCAAGAGCUGGACGUCAGCAUGAACCGCCUCGGAGACAGAGGCGUGAAAGGGAUUUCAGCCGGCCUGAAGAAUCCUUUGAGCCACCUGAGAAGUCUCAACCUGAGUUACUGCAGCCUGACCGACGACUGCUGUGCAGAGCUCGCGUCCGGACUGGCCUCAAAGGUGAACGUUCUCGGCAAGCUCGACCUGUCUCACAACAACCUUCGAGAUAAGGGAGUGAAGAAACUCUGCAUGGGACUCAAAACCCCUCAGUGCAGACUCGAGAAGCUGCUACUGAGGAGCUGCGGCCUGACCUCGAGGAGCGUUCAGUUCCUGACCUCCGCCCUGAAGUCAAACCCCCUCCAUCUGUCAGAGCUGCAUCUGAUGGGCAACAAGCUGGAGGACUCUGAGAUCAGAGUGCUCGCGGAGCUAACGAGGAACCAGAAAUACUCACUCAGCACGAUAGAUGUCUCAGUGGACUGAAGAAGUCGCAGUGACACCGAUGGCUCUGUCUUCGCAAGCGCUUAUUUGCACAUAAAUUAGAUGGUGCCACAUGUUUCUGUACAGUUUGACUUUCUAAUGUUUUUUUAUUUCUUACCUCUUUGUGUAUAUAUGUUGUUUUUUUUGUUUUUUGUUUUUUCCCUUAUUUCUGGACCACAGAACAAUUUCCUCUGCCUCACAGAUCCCAGUAAGUGAACUGUGGGCCAUAUUACUAAUGCUGAGAUUUGGUAUCCAUUUAUUUUGUGAAUGACAGCUAUAUUUUAUUUAAAUGUGAAGUUCAGAGCCAAGUAAAAACAGUGAAUGUAAAAAGCAAGCUAACGUUUAUGACAGGCUUCAUAAUCUGCAGCAUUCUCCUUUUUCUUUCAGUAACAUUUAAGCUGUUAAAAUGUUGCUGUUUCUGUCUGGUAAUCAUUUGGGUGUCAGUGGAGAUCCAUCUGUCAGCUGGUGCAAUGCAUUUUCAGACCAACAAAAAUGGGAUAAUUAUUUUUAUAUUACAUUUCUAAACCAGAGUUACAUACAUAAUUUACACAUAACAGUGAAACAUUACAAGAUCUGGUAAAAUGAGAGAAGAAAUUAAAAGAAGAGUGAUAAUAGUAAAACAUUAUGACAUUAUGUUGUAUAAAAGCCAGUCUGUACAGGUGGGUUUCCAUCAUUUCACUGUUACUGGCUGUUUCCCAGCGUUUCUCUAAAACUGUAGCUGCUGACACUUAAUCUCAGGUGCAGCCUUCACUGCCUUUCUUCACAGCUGUUCAGACUGUAGAUGUGUAUCCUACAAUGUGGGACAUUUUCUCUGGAUUCGGGGCGGCUGAUAAGGGAUCGAUGAAACCCGGUCACCCCGGUCACUGUUUACAUAUCCAUGCAGUCUUAUCUGUUAAUGUGACGUUUCAGUAGAAACGACCUCAUCAUAACCACACAAUAAAACGCCUCUUUUGCACCAA